Messenger RNA from Aspergillus vadensis CBS 113365, 1733 nucleotides. It is a transcript of the gene sen2, whose product is annotated as tRNA splicing endonuclease subunit SEN2. The coding region runs from base 152 to 1630 and encodes 492 amino acids. The transcript is spliced from 2 exons. Gene Ontology annotation, molecular function: nucleic acid binding; tRNA-intron lyase activity. Gene Ontology annotation, biological process: tRNA-type intron splice site recognition and cleavage; tRNA splicing, via endonucleolytic cleavage and ligation. The record is from RefSeq and is a predicted model, not a curated record. Gene Ontology annotation, cellular component: tRNA-intron endonuclease complex. Lineage: Eukaryota; Fungi; Ascomycota; Eurotiomycetes; Eurotiales; Aspergillaceae.
UAAUUGAUAUUUUGUAUUUCUAAAGAUACACUACAUCGCAUCACGAGGGACAAGCUGCCUCUCGUGUAAUGGCUUGACCAACCCCAGAUCUUGCACAGGAUUUCGGAAUCGAAUAUCUAUCCAAUUGAGCUUAUAAGAAUUACUGUUAAAUAUGGCUUCCAAUACAAUUCCUAGUCCUGCUUCGGAGACUGCUGCUCCUGGCAAAACCGACUCUUCUCAAAAAAACAAUGCUCCCCCAGCUCGUCGUUCGCGGCCUCCAAGGCCCAACUACCGACACAUCCAUCGCUUCCCUUUCCCGGUUGAGGUGCAUCCUCUCCCUCCUCUCAUCCCCCAUAACCCUCUCUCGCUCGUCAGUGUACUGCUUUCCUACCUGACGUACUUUAUUUCUCCCCCUCACCAGGAAGUCUACUCUGCCUACUUUGACUCUGCCACAUCCUCGGUCCAUGUCACAGAUCCUAAGGCUAUAAAGGCGCUAUGGGAGAUGGGUUUCUUUGGUAAGGGAACCCUGAGUCGAAGUGAGCCGAGCUGGCUUGAGCGUGAGAAGAAGAGACGAGGUCUACUUGGGGGAAUGACUAGCGAAGAGGUUACACGACAGCGGCGGACGGAACGCCGCGAAUUGAAAUUGGAGCGCGCGAGGAUGGAAAAGCUUGCCAUUGAGGAGAGACUCAAGGCCGAAGCGGCUGCCAGGGACGGCACCGCGACGUCAAACGAGCAGUCAUCCCUCUCACCCACUCCGAACAGUGGCUCUGAAGGCGCAGUAUCAACUACGGAGAAGUUUUCCCUAAGGAAAGCACGGGAAGCCAGGGAAGCCAAGCUCCUUGAGUCACAACGUUUAGUAUCACAAGACGGCAAUGCACGCACCCCUAACUCCGCCGGAAAGCGGUCACCUAGUGGCAGCAAAACUGUGCGGUUUUCUCCGGUUGUUCAAGCCAAGGAGUUUGCUUCUGAUUCGGCUAUUCUGAGCUUGCCAGAAACAUCUGCGGAUGGAAAGGUGGACGGAGGUAAGGCAGAUGAGGAGCCGGAAUUAAGUAAUGAAGAGCACCUUCAAUUAUCUAACGAAGAGGCCUUCUUUCUUGCAUAUGGGCUGGGUGUCUUGCGUGUUCGCGAUGAUACUCGCAAAUCCGAGAUUCCUACAUCUUCUCUGCUGCCAUUAUUAUGUCGACACUCCUACUUCCCUCCUAGAGCCCCGUCAGCGGAUCUCACGCCGGACGACCCAUUUAUGAUAUCAUAUGCUGUGUACCACCAUUUCCGUUCUUUGGGUUGGGUUGUGCGCUCCGGAGUGAAGUUCGGUGUGGACUACAUCCUCUACAACCGUGGUCCGGUCUUCUCACAUGCUGAGUUUGCUGUCGUGGUCGUCCCAUCCUAUGGCCAUGGCUACUGGUCUGAAACGGCCGAGCGGAAGGCCCAGUGUGAGGAGAAGACAGCGCGCAGUUGGUGGUGGCUGCAUUGUGUCAAUCGAGUCCAGGCCCAGGUGAAGAAGAGCUUGGUGGUAUGCUAUGUGGAAGUGCCUCCGCCAACGUCUUACGAGCUGGAUACUCCCUCGGAAGAGGAUAUUGGCUCGAUGUUGGCUCGUUAUCAAGUCCGGGAAAUGGUUAUCCGAAGAUGGGUUCCCAAUCGGACUCGGGACUAGAAUGAGUGCAUCAUCUGGUUUCUCUGUACUAUAUGUGUUCGAGCGUUUGGGUUUUCUUUUGGCAAGACGUAAAGCACCUUACUCAUUGUAACCAUAUGUAACC